Molecule: messenger RNA, 545 nt
Organism: Candidula unifasciata
Lineage: Eukaryota; Metazoa; Mollusca; Gastropoda; Stylommatophora; Geomitridae
Source: the annotation of a GenBank genome assembly
AUACUCAACUUGAACUGGAGGACAAGUACAAAAGAACCAAAGAUGAAAUUGCAGCCCUCAAAGAUCAUCUUGCCAUGCGCAGAGAACUCACAAGAAGGUCCAAAUCUGCAAGUUCAGAAAUGUCAAAAAGAGUGGAGGAAACAGAGAAAGAGCUACAAGAACACAAAGAGGAUCAGAAAGCUAUCAAUGCAGACAUGACCAGACAGUACAAGACCAUGCAGACGGAGAUGGGUCUGAGAAUUCAUCAGCUGGAACUAGAGUUGCGACGUACACAAAAAGAACUAAGCUCCACACAAGCUGAACUGAAGAAAAGCUAUGAGGAUAGGAAUAGUAUGAUUGAAGAACGAGAUACGGAAAUCACGGACCUGAAAAUGAAAAUAAGUAUGAUGGAGCAGGCCUAUGAAAGUGUCAUUAGGGAGGCACUGGAUAAUCUGGUGAGAAAGCUAGAUGACUCUAAAGACAAAUGGGAAAGCAGGUCAUCUUUGAUUCAAGUGAGGAACAAGCAAACGCUGCUGGAUUUUGGCUUAAACCCUUUAGACAUGUGA